AGCGAGUGUUCGAAGUGAAUGGACAGGUUUUUCACAGUUCGUCACGGUCACUGAAUUCAGUGUGUACCGUGGCGUUCACUUCUCAGGAAAUUGUGUUCACGUAAAUAGGAUAGUGUAUUUACCUUCUGCAUCUACAUGGGGAAGUCCAGAAACAAAAUGCGGAGAGCAAAUACAAGCCCUGAGGCAGCGAAAAUGUGUUUGCCAGGUGGCUCUAAACUUUGUAUUGUUUGUUUGGUGCUGUACAUGUCAACAUGGCGCCCAAUUAUUGGAGGAAAUCCAUUCCAAGAUGAUGUAGCGGAAAAAGGAAACCUCAUCCCUAAAAAUGGAAGUGAAGAAUCUUUGUACUCAUCUGUUAGAAACGAUCAUUUAGAAACUCAUGCUCAUAAUGAUAUGCAAAUUCAAACAGAUCAUUCCAAAAUUCAUGCCCAGGGACAGUACUUCUAUGAAAAACUCAUAGAAAAAUAUGGAGAAAAUGGGAGUCUCACACUGGAAGGACUGCAAAAGAUUUUUCAGAAUAUAGGAAUAGAUACUAGUGAAAGUACAGCUAAAAAAGGUGCUGAUGAACAUGAUGAAAACCAUGAACAUCAUGAGGACCAUGAACAUCAUGACCAUGAACAUCAUGAUAAUCAUGAACACAAUGAGGACAAUGAACUUCAUGAUAAUCAUGAUCACGAGAAUCAUGAGGACCAUGAACAUGGCAGUGAGGCUCAAAAGGAUAGACCAAAACGAUCCCUAAAGAAAAAGUUAAAAUUGAAACAGAGAUUAAUACGAAGGAAAAGGUCAAGUAAAACUGUCUCCGAUUCAAUGUGCAUAAAAAAUCCAGAGCAUCUGAUACAGUUAUAUUCCAAUAACAAAUCUCUAGUGUUGUCCAGACCAGAUUUGUCUGACGUUUGUGCAGGGAUUCUUGUCAUGUUGGACAAAUCUUCAUGUUGGAAUGAUUCAUCAUUACCCAAGACAGAAGCCUGUGAUAACCAUGAUGAUCAUGAUCAUGCAGAACCUCAUGUAGUGGAGGCUAGCUACACGUUGGAAAACAUUCCUGCUACAGUAUGGGGGUACAGUAUUCUGGCUACAUUUAUCAUCAGUCUGGUAGGACUUCUGGGGGUAGCAGUCAUUCCUAUCAUGCAGAAGGUCUUCUACAACCACCUGCUACAGUUCCUGGUGGCGCUAGCAGUCGGGGCUCUUUCAGGGGAUGCACUCUUACAUCUUGUACCUCAUGCAUUCUCUGGGGAGACUCACCAGCACGGGUCACACGGCAGUGAGGCUGAGGAGAGCCGUACGGGGGUUCUGAAGGGCCUGGUGGGGCUGCUAGCCGUCUACUUCUUCUUCAUCAUGGAGAGGCUGGUCACCAUCCUCACCAACUCUAAACGCAAACAGAAAAAAUGGUUAAGAAAUCGUUUCUUAUUGAAAAAGCAUCAGGAACACAAGGUACAUUUUACAAACAAUGGUGAUGCCCUGAGUCCUGGUACCCCGACGGAACCUGACUGUGGCUCCACAAUGCUCCGGAUCCACCCCACAGGGAAAGCAUUGGAGAACUAUGCUGUUGAGUUUCACAAGGAAGAAUGUAACCUUCUGAAUGAGAAUGCUACUGAUGAUCAAAACAAUGUGGAGGCCAAGUUGGCUGGCCACUCAGAGGAGGAGGAGACUCAUGAUAAAGUCCUGGACUUCUCUCACGGCCACUCCCACAGCCGCUGUAACACUGUCCCUCAGACUGUGUCUGCUAUCGCCUGGAUGGUCAUCCUCGGGGACGGAAUCCACAACUUCAGUGACGGUCUGGCGGUGGGGGCUGCUUUCUCUAACAGCAUCACAGGGGGAAUCAGUACCUCCAUUGCCGUCUUCUGUCAUGAGCUUCCCCACGAGAUCGGUGACUUUGCGGUGCUGCUGAGGGCAGGGAUGACUGUGAAGCAGGCGAUCAUCUAUAACUGUGUGUCCUCCGUGCUCGGAUUCUUUGGUAUGAUCAUCGGCGUUCUCAUCGGGAACAUUGGUACCGCCACUCUCUGGAUCUUCGCAGCCAUUGGUGGAAUCUUUCUUUAUAUUGCCUUUGUUGAUAUGUUGCCAGAACUGACUUCCUUGGGGACAAGAAAAGGAGAGAACCCAUUCUUCCAUUUAUUUCUCCAGAUCUGCGGUUUGAUUACAGGUUCCGGAAUCAUGUUUCUGAUUGCAAUAUUCGAACACGAGUUGAUGAACCUCAUCGAGCCGUAGCCAGAUCACGUCUUACUGUUUUUAUCCAUAGAUGUUGUUCUUAGGUAGAAUUUAUUUCACAUUUUGGUGUUGUAUUCAUAAAAAAAAAGAGAUUUUUCAUGUCAUAUUCACAAUGCUGUUUUUCAAACAUUAUUGGAGAAUACUUUGCUACAAAUAUUAUUGGAAUUCUGGUAUGAUGGUACCCUUUGCAAAAAAUAAAUUUCACAAAGAAACUCUAGAAUAUUUAAUAGUAAGAUGACUAUUAAAAAGUAAAAUAGGAAUUGUUACAGUUUUUCAAAUCCUUAGAAAAAUUAUUCAUUGAACAAGAAUUUUAUUUAAACAAAAUGUGAACAAAUAAAUCAUGAUGAUGUCAAGAUGAUAACAAAUCAAUGCACUAUGUUAAAUAUUUGUAAUCUAGCACAGAAAGAGAGAUGUAAAUGAACAAACAGUGAAUGUUCUGGCACUCUAGUAAUGGUUAACUCCCUUGAUUUAUCUACUAGUCCCUGUAAAAUAACCGUGAACAUGAGUUUGGUAGUCCCAUUUCAUAAAUUUCCAAAUUGUUAAUUUCCAAGUUUCAGAGAUUAUUGUGUGUGUAUGUUUUUUUUUCCUUAUAUUUAUUUUGUCUAUAGUAUAUUUCUUAUGUAGGUUGUAAUCGUUUUUUGUAUAAAAGUGUUUUGUAAUUAUUAAAUUUUGAAAAAAGAAAUAAUUAAAAAUUAUGAAUUAUGUAAGAAUAAUCAAUUUGUUUUAUAAAUAUGAGUUAUACAAAAAACAUACAGUGUGUUCUGUAAGCACAUGUGCAAUAUUUCAAAAUGUAAGAUACAAUGAAUGGAUGUUAUACGAAUUAGUCAAUAUAAUUUUUGAAAAAUUUUAUUGAUCUCAUCCCUAGGCUUACUUGAUUAAACACUUCAGAAAAGUUAAUGUUGUCACCUAUGACAUAUUUUCCUGAUGAAACAGUCAAUAACAGGGUAAAAAUAAUCUCUUCUCACCUUAUGUGUAUUCAUUCAAACUGACUUUGCACAUAUAGUGAAGUUUUGUUUUUUUUUUAACACAUGCACUUAGCUAAUUUGGUUUGUUUUAUAUAAUUUAUCUUUUGUCAGACAAAACACAGGCAAGAAGUGGUGCUUUUUUUUUUCCUAUGAAGAAAACCCUUCUAUCCAAUAGAUUGAUAAUAGGGGGUGAAUGUUUUUUUUUAUACAUUUUUUUUGUCUGUACAGUGUGAAACAAAUAUACAAGAAGUGCUUAUGGACAGCUGCUAUGGAAAAUGUACUGGAAAUUAAAGAAUAAUUUUUUUCUCAGUCCCCUUUAUAAUAAAUAAAGAAAAUUAAAGGUAGUUUUCUAGUGGCUUUGUAUUUUAAACUAUAACCCUUGUUUACUAAAUAGCAUAAUAUACCAUUUAAAGUAUUGUCAUUAUUUACCAAUUGUUCCCCACCCCUUGCCCCAUCAUUAAUCAUGGAAGAUGGAGAUCUGACCCUUAGUUCUGAAUAUUUGUUCUUAAAACAAACAUUGUCAGUAAUUUAUAUAAUUAUAACAUAAUAGGUUCUUCACGGUAGAAGUCAUGUAUUAUUUUGAUCAUUAUGCAGCUGGUUAAUUUUAUUCAUAUUUUUACAUGUCUGACAAAUAUCACAUUCUUUACCAAGACAUGGAUUAAAUAACAAUUCUCCAAUGUAAAUUAUUUAAUGUAAUGCUUAAAUAAUUUUUGCAUCUUUUAUCUCUGUGACAAGUUUUUUUUUUCUUCAGUGAAUUGAAAUCUUCAAAAUAAAUUCAUAGAAACAUUAAUCAAAAAAUAAGUUGUAAUAACGUAUCUAUAUGGAGAAUGGUAAUGAUGUAGAUGUAGGAACAUUUUUAUAGCUUCAAUUAGUAAAGUAGGUUCAGGUGUAGUGUUGUUACCUGAUUUAUUAGCUCACCUCGACGAAGUCAAGAUGAGCUUAUGCUAUACCGUCGGCGUCCCGGUUCAAGUUUUAGGAGCAGGUCCAUUCCCAAGUAACUAUAAGCCCUACCUGGAUCAAACGUGCAUGGAUGAUGCAUCUAGGGAUGGACACUACCAGACUUGCUUCGGAUGCUGGAUCUGACCUACAUUUUCCAAACUAGUGACGAGGUUAAAGUUUUUGGAACAGGACAAUCCCCAAUGAAUUUUAAGACCUAUUUAAACAGAACUUGCUUGAAUAUUAUUGUCAGAAUAAAAAUCAACUGUUAAGAAAAUAAGAUGUGAGAUUUGCAUUACCUAAACUGGUAACAUUCGUCGAGGUGAGCUUCGUAAUCUUUGAUUACCUAUGUUUUUUUAAUUUCCUAAAGGAGAAUCAUGUACAUGUAAUAUUAAUGGGUUUUUUGUGUCCUGUAUUUUCAAGGCAUUGUAUGAACAAAAGCGAAUUAUGACUGAUGUAAAAUAAAUUUGCCACUGAUGUGAAAACUUGUUUGUAUCACUGCUGAAAUAAUAAGGUUGCACACCUGGAGUGUUUUUGCUGAAAUAAAAUUAGAAUUAGCAACAAA
Saccostrea cuccullata (small rock oyster) is the source of this 4665-nucleotide messenger RNA. Its product is annotated as zinc transporter ZIP6-like. The record is from RefSeq and is a predicted model, not a curated record. The coding region runs from base 136 to 2199 and encodes 687 amino acids. Lineage: Eukaryota; Metazoa; Mollusca; Bivalvia; Ostreida; Ostreidae. The transcript has 10 exons. Gene Ontology annotation, molecular function: monoatomic cation:bicarbonate symporter activity; zinc ion transmembrane transporter activity. Gene Ontology annotation, biological process: zinc ion import across plasma membrane; intracellular monoatomic cation homeostasis. Gene Ontology annotation, cellular component: plasma membrane.